AUGAAAAAUGUAUGGAUGCGAUGUGGUGGUGAUACGUCACUUUUAAUCCAAAACCUGAAACAUCAAUGCGACCUCCCACCAUUGUUAUCGCACUUUUUCCUCAGCACAAUACUCAGUCAAACCAUGCUAACGAGAAAAACACAGAUUUUGUACCCCACUGUACGCAACUUCUACAACGCUGUUUUAGGGGUCAUAAGAAAAAAAUACUCGUUUGUUAACACCGAAGGAAAACCUGCAUCUAUUUCAUGGCCCCCUUACGAAGAACCCGCGGGUGCUUAUGAAGAUGGGUCCCCAGAAACCCAUUUGGGACGUCUUCUCAUUGGCUAUCUCGAGCAAUUGCAUUUUGUACGGUCAGGCUCGCUUCAAGAAACCGCAGGUCUCCGUCGGAAACCUCGUUCUUGCGCGUUCGAAUGUACUCUCCGUCUUUAUGUGAAACAAGGUAAAAUGCCGUUUAAUGUGGUAAUUGCCAUGGCGUUCGUUCGCGAGCCAAAGUUCUCUUCUCCUUUCAUUACCAGCGAAGAGCUUGCAGAUUACCUUGAAGAGUUGAUCACAACGGGAAAGAUCACACGCCCAUACAACGUUGUGUUCCAAGCCAAAUUCGACACAUUACGUUUAUGCUAUAUCAAUGGAUCCAUAAAUGACUUGGGGUUGGAUUUCUGA
This is a messenger RNA of Meyerozyma guilliermondii ATCC 6260, 660 nucleotides long. RefSeq lists its product as uncharacterized. The record is from RefSeq and is a predicted model, not a curated record. The coding region runs from base 1 to 660 and encodes 219 amino acids. The transcript has a single exon. Lineage: Eukaryota; Fungi; Ascomycota; Pichiomycetes; Serinales; Debaryomycetaceae.